CUACAAAUUAACAAUUCAAGUAGGGGCAGACUGAAAGUUCUUAUCUUCAACAAUGGCCUUCGGUUAUAAAAGAUGCCAGAAACCAAGUCGAGAAAGAAAAUGAAAAGAAUAGAGACAUGGAAGCAACGGUAAUGGCGACGAGAUACAAGAGGGCAAUGGCUCCGCUGGACGCGAAGGCUCGAGCGAGGCUGUGGGAAGGUGGCAGACCACCAACCGCGGCCGCGAUGGCCGUCAGUUGCCGGGAUUCGACAGGGAAAUUGGAGCAAUUGGUGCACGCCUUCUAUGAGGCUUACCACACAGGAGAUAGAGUUGAGGAGGAGGAGGAGGAGGAGAGAUUGCCGGCAAAAUGGCGGCAAGCGCUCGAGGCGGAGCUGAAGGAUGCUGCGGUGGAGCCAGCCGUGGAGUGGAUUAGGAAUAAAGCGGAGGUUGCAGUUGGAGCUGCCGGUUUGGAAUGCGAUGAGGUUGUUAGGCGAAGGUUGGUUCGCUGGAUGCAGGAUGGAGGAUUGGAUGCCGGAAUUUGCAAGUCGCGGUGGUACAACCCCUCCGGCAUCCCUUUUUUUGGACUAAGACAAUUGGAUAAUGGAGGUGAGUAUCAUGAUCAGAAAUUCAAGAAUUUUUGUGCUACAAAGGGGGUUAAGCAUGAUUUCAUUGUCCCAAAAACACCGCAGCAGAAUGGUGUGGCUCAGCGCAUGAACAGAACAAUCACGGAGCGUGCUAGAAGCAGAAAGUUGCAUGCAAGCUUGCCGAAAAAGUUUUGGACCGAAGCAGUUAAUACUGCAUUUUAUCUGAUUAAUCGUAGUCCAUCAGUACCUUUGGAGAAAGGCUUACCUGACGAAGCCUGA
This is a messenger RNA of Phalaenopsis equestris, 842 nucleotides long. RefSeq lists its product as uncharacterized. The transcript is spliced from 3 exons. Bases 117 to 842 code for a protein of 241 amino acids. The record is from RefSeq and is a predicted model, not a curated record. Gene Ontology annotation, biological process: DNA integration. Gene Ontology annotation, molecular function: nucleic acid binding. Lineage: Eukaryota; Viridiplantae; Streptophyta; Magnoliopsida; Asparagales; Orchidaceae.